Molecule: messenger RNA, 441 nt
Organism: Lactuca virosa
Lineage: Eukaryota; Viridiplantae; Streptophyta; Magnoliopsida; Asterales; Asteraceae
Source: the annotation of a GenBank genome assembly
AUGCCUCCCUUCGAGCUUUUGUAUGGGAGGAGGUGUCGGACUCCUAUUUGUUGGGGGGAGGUGGGACAGAGAGUGAUGGGUGGCACCGAGAUAGUGCUGAGGACGACUGAGCAGAUCCAGCAGGUUAGACAGAGAUUACUAACGGUCCAGAGUCGCCAAAAGAGUUAUGCGGACAGGCGACGAUCCGAAUCAGAAUUCCAGGUCGGAGAUUUUGUCCUCCUGAAGGUAUCCCCGUGGAAAGGGGUGAUCCGAUUUAGGAAGCGGGGCAAGCUGGGGCCCCGAUGUAUCGGUCCUUUUAGAGUGACCGCCAGGGUAGGCAGAGUAGCCUACCGGUUGGAGUUACCUGCAGAGUUGAGUCAGAUACAUAACACCUUGCACGUGUCCCAGUUGAGGAAGUGUGUAGCCGACGAGGCGGUAGUGGUGCCAUUAGAGGACAUUUAG